Messenger RNA from Apodemus sylvaticus (European woodmouse), 1164 nucleotides. RefSeq names its product pyruvate dehydrogenase E1 subunit alpha 2 (gene Pdha2). Gene Ontology annotation, molecular function: pyruvate dehydrogenase (acetyl-transferring) activity. Gene Ontology annotation, cellular component: intracellular membrane-bounded organelle. The transcript has a single exon. Lineage: Eukaryota; Metazoa; Chordata; Mammalia; Rodentia; Muridae. The record is from RefSeq and is a predicted model, not a curated record. The coding region runs from base 1 to 1164 and encodes 387 amino acids. Gene Ontology annotation, biological process: pyruvate decarboxylation to acetyl-CoA.
AUGAGGAAAAUGCUGGCCGCUGUAUUUUCGGGAAUGGUCCAGAAGCCAGCUCUCAGAGGACUGCUGUCAUCUCUUAAGUUCUCCAACGACAUCACCUGUGACAUUAAGAAAUGCGACCUGUACCGGUUGGAAGAGGGCCCCCCCACCUCGACCGUGCUCACCAGAGACGAGGCCCUCAAGUACUACCGGACCAUGCAGGUAAUUCGGCGCAUGGAGUUGAAGGCCGACCAGAUGUAUAAGCAGAAGUUCAUUCGAGGUUUCUGUCACCUGUGUGAUGGGCAGGAAGCCUGCUGCGUGGGGCUGGAGGCAGGGAUCAAUCCCACGGAUCAUAUCAUCACGUCCUACCGGGCUCAUGGCUUGUGCUACACGCGGGGACUCUCAGUGAAGUCCAUUCUCGCAGAGCUGACUGGACGCAAAGGAGGCUGUGCUAAAGGCAAGGGAGGCUCUAUGCACAUGUACUGCAAGAACUUCUACGGAGGCAAUGGCAUUGUUGGGGCACAGGUACCCCUGGGAGCUGGCGUGGCUUUCGCCUGUAAAUACCUGAAGAAUGGUCAGAUCUGCUUGGCUUUGUAUGGUGAUGGCGCGGCUAACCAAGGGCAGGUGUUCGAAACAUACAAUAUGUCAGCCUUGUGGAAAUUGCCCUGUAUUUUCAUCUGUGAGAAUAACCGCUAUGCGAUGGGAACAGCUACUGAUAGAGCAGCAGCCAGUACUGAUUACCACAAGAAAGGCUUUGUUAUCCCUGGACUGAGGGUGAAUGGGAUGGAUAUCCUGAGUGUUCGUGAGGCCACCAAGUUUGCGGCUAAUCACUGCAGAUCUGGAAAGGGGCCCAUUUUGAUGGAGCUGCAGACCUACCGUUACCAUGGACACAGCAUGAGCGAUCCAGGAGUCAGUUAUCGUACCCGAGAAGAAGUUCAGAGCGUGAGAAGUAAGAGUGAUCCUAUAAUGCUUCUCCGAGAGAGAAUGAUAAACAACAACCUCAGCAAUGUUGACGAAUUAAAAGAAAUUGAUGCAGAUGUGAAGAAAGAAGUUGAGGAAGCAGCUCAGUUUGCUGCGACUGAUCCAGAACCCGCUCUGGAAGAAAUAGCCGAUUACCUCUACCACAAAAAUCCACCUUUUGAAGUCCGUGGUGCACAUAAGUGGCUCAAGUAUACGUCCCGCAGUUAG